Molecule: messenger RNA, 34025 nt
Organism: Porites lobata
Lineage: Eukaryota; Metazoa; Cnidaria; Anthozoa; Scleractinia; Poritidae
Source: the annotation of a GenBank genome assembly
AUGUCAUUUUGUUUUUCUUUUGUCAAUGCGAUAGAAUGCGAUAAAGCUCUCGGAAUGGAAAAUGGUUUAAUUGCUGAUGGACAAAUAACUGCAUCGAGCUACUUAAGCGGCAGUCAUGAACCCUUUUUAGCCAGACUGCACUUAAAACCGGUUCCUUUAGGUAGAAUAGGAGCCUGGGCGUCCCUCUAUAAUGAUUUAAAUCAGUGGCUUCAAGUCGACGUUGGGCGUCAGUACAAUGUUUCACGUAUAGCAACACAAGGAAGAGAGGACAUUGGUCAGUGGGUUACCAAGUACAAACUGCAGUUUAGUGAGGACGGAGUCAUGUUUUAUAACUAUACGGAUGAACUUGGACAGAUAAAGGUGAACACACUUUCCUUGCAUAAGUAAAUAGAGCCUGGGAGAACAGGGUUUACUUAUUGAGGACCUCUGAUACCCUAACCCUAACCACAAAUUCCUUUAUUUAAAGUUUAGCACGCAGCUACAUCUAAGACCGUAUAAUGUGUGCUUAAUUAUUAAUAGUUAAGCUGGUUGAAGAAUCGCGCCAGUGAUUCGUACGUACAAAACUAAGAUUAUCAUCUACUUCUUCAUUUAAUUUCAUAUCGAAAACCUAUGUAUGAUAUAUUUCAUAUACAUAGGAAACUAUUUUGAAAUUUCGAACCAAACCUCUGUUUAAAUAAAGGUGUUUAGGUGCUGUAAUACCUCAUGAAACUCAGAAUUUCAGAAGAAUCGAUAGUUUCUUAGUUUGAAUUUUGAUGACGUCAUGUGAAAACCGAGAAUUGUUUUUUGCUUUUUGGUCAUUUUAGGAAUUUACUGGGAACUCAGAUUCAAGCACAGUUGUUUCAAACGAACUAAAACCUCCAGUCUGGGCUCGAUACAUUAUCAUCCUGCCACUGGCCUGGCAUGCGCACAUAUCCAUGAGAGUUGAACUGUACGGUAUCACGAACGGUAAUAACUUGAUAAAUUAGAGGGAGUGGGGUUCGUAACCCAUAUUUUUUAUCUGAAUUUCAAAACUCCUUGUUUCACAUGCUGAGGAAAAAAUGCCCUCCCUGCAUGUGAGUAUUUCAGUAGAUGACUGUAUAUUCGCAUUUGUCUUGUUCACUGUCGCAGAUUCUCCAGAUCACUGUCGGAAGUAAGACCAUUCAGUCCUUUAAUUUUAUAUCCCUUGGUAGUACUAGGUUUGUAUUGAUUAAUGUCUUAACACUUAUGGGAACGAUUAACCUGAAAGUUUGGGCCAAACCAAUACCCGAGAAUGCAAAAAUUUCACUUCCAGUUGAGUUGCGUCGCUUAAAAACGUCUAGCUCCCAGAUAUGUCGCAGGAAAACUAGCCUAAAAAUUUGCAAUUAAAAGUGCUUGAGUGAGACGUGAGACGAUGACCCUCCAUGAAUUGAAGUUAUCUUAAACCAACUGCUUUGCGUUUGGUAAGGCUUAGUAUUUCUUCGCUCAACUUUUUCACGAUGAUAUCUCAGCGAUACUAAUUACCGCACCGUUUAUUUUGUACUUGGUAAUUAACCCUAAAUUUUGGCUAUUUUUAAGAUGGAGAAAAACCUCUUGGAAUGGAGAGUGGUACAAUACCAGAUGAUCAAAUCACCGCAUCCUCGUCUUGGGAUGAAUAUCAUAGUCCGUACCUUGGCAGAUUACACUUAGAUUCUAUUUAUGCGUGGCCAAACCACACAGGUGGAUGGACAGCUGGAACGAAUGAUGUCAAUCAAUGGCUUCAAAUUGAUCUGGGCAUCGAAUAUAACAUAACUCGUGUGGCAACACAAGGAAGACAAGAAAUCCCGCAUUGGGUUGCCAAGUACAAUCUGCAAUACAGUGACGAUGGAGUCACGUUUUAUACUUGUGUGGACGAACAAGGGCAGGCAGAGGUAACUAUAAUUGGUUGUACAUGUGCAUUGAGCCCACAAAAACGCUAUGUUAUGAGAUGCUGAAGCUUGAGGACGAGGGCUAAAAUUUGUACAAGUAUUAUUCUUACCAUUACUUAUUACAGCUAUUUUAGCAUCACUUUCACUUUUCUAUUGCCUAAAAGCCUCCUUCUCAAACUUUUUUCCAACAAGGAUAAAUCGAUUUAACGAAACGUUGAAUGCAUUAUAACUAUGUUUUGCAACACUAUGCAAAAACAGUUGUGAAGGAGCUACUCGUAAGGUCUUUACUGAUUGGUCUCAGAAAACGAUGACAUGUCAUUCUUCCAAUUGUUUCAGUAUUGUUUGGGGUCAGGGUUAGGCACCAUUAGUGACUCCUCUUCCGAGCAGCUGCUACAUGCUGCAAAAAUAAAUGAAACAAAACUCAGCAGAACCUUCAUUUUUUUUUUAGGAAUUUGCUGGGAAUACUGACCAGAAUACUGUGGUUUCUCAUAAUCUUAGUCCGCCAAUAAGAGCACGUGUGAUACGCUUUCGACCACUGCAGUGGAAAGAUUUCAUUUGCAUGAGGGUGGAGCUCUAUGGCUGUACAGAAGGUAAUCAUAACUGUAGUGGGUCUUCAUAAAGUUGAUUUGAUUUAUUGAUUUCAUUACGGUUACUCAACGCCGAGAAAAGGGCCAAUGAAACAGGACUUGUGUCGCAACAGAGUAGAUCAACUUCUUAAUUACCCACCCACCCGACUCAUCAAUGGUUGACCAAGCCACUGGGGUUACGCCACCUACUCUCCUCAAACCAGAAGAGUUAAAUCAGAGAACGUGUUCUAUGAGAGCUCUCUGCUGUCUUAAACAAACGUAAACAAACAAACAAAUACAAAUCUAAAAUAGGCAAAUAUUUGAAGCAAACUCGCUUUCCUUAUCCAAAAAAAUUUAGAAUGUCAUCAACCUAUUGGCAUGGCGAACGGUGCAAUACCAGAAUUACAAAUUACGGGAUCAACGAUAUGGAGUCCUUAUCAUCUCGCAAGUUAUGGAAGGUUAUUUUUCAAAUUGCAUAGUGCAGCAUGGGUGGCCCAAGUUAAUGAUGGUAACCAGUGGAUCCAGAUUGACCUAGGUGGACAGCACAUCAAAGUAACACGUAUAGCAACACAAGGAAGAUAUGCAUGUUGUGACCAGUGGGUUACCACCUAUAAGCUUGAGUAUGGCAAUGCUAAAGAGCACUUCCAUUACUACAGGACACAAGGACAGGCCGCUGACAAGGUAAAACAAAUUUAAUUCAGAAGCAAAGCUAUGACCAACAUAAUUAUGGGAUGCUGGAAAAAGGUGGGUUAAAUGUUAGAAAAAAAGCUUUACAUUUGUAAUGAUGUGUUAACCUUUUCUUCAAAGGGACGUGGCUCAGUUUGCAACACCAAGGGAAUCGAAGGUGGCCGGGAGGAGGGAAGCUUAUUGGAGAACGAUGAAGACAUGUAUUUCGUUUUUUCAGGAAGUGUUCCUGGAUAUUCUGACGGACAUUCAUGAGUAAAUGUAAAUUUUCUUUUUGGGGGGAUGUCUUUGAGCUUAGCUGUUUUGACAGGUCAGAGGGAGGAAGGAUUUUGGUUUUCCUGUGCCUAUGGCUGUACUAUGACAAACUCCAUUUUCUCUUUUUUAUUUUCCUGGACUGACACUGUUGAUGGAUACUUUUUAACACGCUGUUGCGAAAUUAUUGAUGCGUUUUCUGGAUAUGUUAUUUUGUGCAAAGCAGCUGUCAAUGUUCAUUAAGGUGGUUUUCUCUUUUUCCUCUUCUCGCUGAAGGUUUUCACAGCAAAUACAAACCGAGACACCGUGGUUUCACACAAGCUGGAUCCACCUAUUAGGGCGCGUUACAUCCGUUUCCGACCUUUGACGUGGCAGAACCACAUUUCCAUGAGGAUAGAAUUAUAUGGCUGUGCUCAAGGUACGUAAAAGGCUUGUCAAAAAAUAUUUACUCAGUAUACAAAUACACUGAAUAAAAUGAACUACAGUCCGGGAAUCGUGGAAAAACAAAAGUCAAACAAAGACAUUUUUGGGUACUCAAGCAAGGUCUGGCUUUAAACAGAUUUUUCACUUUUAUAAAGAACGGUAGUACGGUUAGAAAAAUGUCAGUGUCAAUGACAUGACCAAUGCCAAUGCCAAUGACAAUAACAACGUCAAUAGCAAUGGCAAUGGCAAUGGCAAGGUCAAUGUCAUUGUGAAUGACAAUGAUAAUGAAAAUGUCAAUGGCAAAGACUAUGGCAAUGGCAAUGGCCAUGAAAAUUUCAAUGUCAAUGUCGCUGUCACUGUCACUAUCAAUGACAAUGACAAUGUCAAUGUCAUUGUCCAUGAUAAUAAUAAUGAAAAUGUCAAUGGCAAUGGUAAUGACUCUGACAAUAACAAUAACCAUAACCAUAACCAUAACCAUAACCAUAACCAUAACCAUAACCAUAACCAUAACCAUAACCAUAACCAUAACCAUAACCAUAACAAUAGCAAUAACAAUGACAAUGACAGUAUAAAUGAAAGCAGUGCCAGUUGUCUUUUUCAUUGUAGAAUGUCAGGAUGCCCUUGGAAUGGAAAGCGGUGCAAUUGCGGAUUCACAGCUCACUGCCUCUUCGCAGUGGGAUGCAUAUCAUUCUGUGCAACAGGGAAGAUUAAAUUUUCGAGAAGUUACCGGGCAGCUGUCAGGAGCCUGGGCAGCUGGAGUAAACAAUGCCGAUCAGUGGCUGCAGAUCGAUGUCUUGGGUUUUAGAAAGAGGUACACCAGGAUAACGCGAGUAGCCACUCAGGGAAGAGAUUCGUCUUAUAGCGUACAACGUGUAACCACAUACAAGUUGCAAUACAGUAACGAUGGAGUAAAUUUCCAGUACUACAAGGAACGUGGACAACCAACAGACAAGGUAAAAUCGUAUAAACCCUCAGAGGGAAAGUUUAAAUUCUUUGCUCUUUGUUCACAUACACCUUACUUCAGUUUGUAUGAGAAAUUGAAUCAAAAUGACACUCUUUGAUGACUAUGCGUAUCCAAAAAGCGUUAACGGAUACUUUAAGGGGUGAAACCCGCCCCCUCUCUUUAUGUGCUAGGGUUAAUACGCUUUUGUCACGGCUAGAUUUGAAAUUGUACCCGCUGCGGACGUCGUGCUUGUUAUUUAUACCUUUAAGUAUAUUACCAUGAAAAAUUCUUUCAUAUCAACGGGUAAGCCAGCAUGAUUUUACUUUCUGCGUGGAGACAUCACUUUUUUAGAGACUAUUACCUUUAAAGUCGUUUUCCGACCGUGUUAAUUACAGAAUUAAAUGAACUACUAAACAAAGAACACGGAGGCGGAGUGUUGUCCAUAUGGUGGCGGAUUCUCGUGAAACCCAAUGUUAAAAGAGGAGACUGGUUAUGAAAUGAGGAAAAAAAGAAAGAUAAAACAACAAUUUUGCAUUUUAUGUUGGGAGCUUCGACAAGCGACGUUUUUAUUGGCAAGUAAUAUCAAAAUGGCAGGAAUGCUAUUGAAUUUUGUGCAUCUUCAAGUCCAUAAAAACAUAAAACAGAAGAGUCUGAGGGGCUUUACAACCGUUCUACUCUAUUUACUAUGUCAAAAUGGACUGUUGUUGGUUUAUAAACUAAAAACAAUUUUGAUUUCCUAUCUUUUUUUAUCGAGGUAUUUGCUGGAAACUUUGACCACAAUUCUACGGUUCAUCACGACCUUAAUCCACCAAUUAGCGCUCGUUACGUCCGUUUUCGACCCAUGACAUGGAAUCACCACAUAUCAAUGAGGGUGGAAAUCUACGGCUGUACGCAUGGUAAGAUAAGAUGUUAUUUUGUAUGGUAUGCACCAUACUAAUAAUUCUGACUGGAUCAAUUUCUUUAACCCUCAAAUUAUUCUCACUAUAAUAAUUCUCAAACGAAUUUUGGGGAAAAAAUCUCCUGCAGAAAAAUUUAUUUAUUUAACAACGAAGUUCAUGUUAAAACAGCAUAUUCUUCAAAAUUAGUUGUAAUUAGAUUUUUGCUUGAUUGCAGUAAAUCCGCAUUGUUGAUAAAGAGCGUUCAUCCAAAUUUUCAGUUUUUAAGACCGAAUUCUUCGCUGUCCUAGAAAAGGUCAAAUCGUCUAUUAUGCAAAUAUAGAUAAUAUAUAAAUGAACGAUAUUGGUUUGCGAUUAAAAUCAAAGUGAGCAGACUUAAACACUGUUUCUGCAGAGUGUACCUCUCCAGCAGUUGGUAUUGAUAGAGGAAAUAUUCUGGACUCUCAAAUGCAAGCUUCAACCGGGAAUGCAUCACUGGCUCGGCUGAAUGGAGCAUCAGCUUGGUGUCCUGUGAGAGAAGGUCUUGGUGAAUAUAUACAGGUGAAAAGCAACAAUAUUUGAAAUGCUGUAUAUGACCAUAUAUUUCACAAAGUAAGAACACAGUCGUUAUAGUUAAUAACUCAUUUUGUUUUGAAAUUAUUACGUUUAGAUUGAUCUUGGUCGACUGUACCGCGUUUGUGCCGUAGCCACUCAAGGAAAUCCAGGAACAACUAAGUAUUUCUUAAAAAAAUACAAAUUGGGUUGGUCCAAUGACUUGAUUACAUGGGAAACAAGUACUGAGGUAUGGAUAACAGUAUGAAGGCAAAUUCUGUUUUAAGGAAAAUUAAUGAUGUGGAACAUGUACCUAGGACUACAAUUAAAUUACAGUGGAAUCGCUCUUUUGGGACACCUCUAAUCAGGGUACAGAGAUUUUGGUCCCCGAAAAAUGUCAUCACAUCAUCUUUGUAUCUGUUACCUAUAUUGAACGGACACCUCCAUCAGGGGAACGGGGACACUAUUUCUGGGUCUCGAAACCAUUCAGGGGUCACCUCUUAGCGCUCAAAAAGUGAAUGACCACAAAAGGUGUUGGUAAGUUUAAGUGAACACCAGUCCCAAUGACUAGAGCUUUCACAACUUCAUCUUCUCAUAUAAAUUGAUAUACAGUGAACUGUACUUGUGGGAAGUAAAGCACAAUAUCGCGGAGAUAAGUAAUCAUAUUUUUGUUAUAUAUUAUCUAGCUGCUUGAAAUAAUGACUGCAGCAGAUUCCGAGGUAAAAUAAAAGAAAAAGAUUUGAUGGUUAAUUCAGCAAACCCCGGUCCAACCUCCAAUCAGGGGGCACUUUUAUCAGGGGACACUUGCUUUUGUCCCGAGGGCGUCCCCUGCAGAGAGGUUCCACUGUAGACUAAAAUUGAUCAAGUAGGAAAAAGUUUAGAAAAGUUUGCUGACAAAGAACAUUUCUCUCAUCCUUGCUGCAUUAUAUUCGUAUGGUAUACAAUUGUCUCUAUUUGCAGGUUUUAAAAGGAAAUACUAAUUGGGUAGACGUUGUGAAGAAUUCUAUUCCAGUGAUUUACGCUCGAUAUAUUCGUCUUUACCCUGUGAGUUGGUACAUUAGAGGAUGCAUCAGAAUGGAGCUUUAUGGGCAGCCUUGGUCAGAAGGUGAUAUAUUAAAACGUUUUGCCUUAUGCAGGUUUCCUAAGUUAACUGUUUUCGAUAUAGAACUUGACGAGAAUCAUAUUUGUGACACUGUCAAAGCCCAGAGAAAACCUUCGAGAUCUUUUAUUAUUUUCCCUACAGAUUUUGGGCUCCUUUGGUUCCAUAGUUUUAGGGUGAUGGCUCAGUCUUCUUUAGGAAUGACAUAUUUAAGCAAAGACAGCAUAUCCUACAUUGCUUAUUUCCCUAGCUAUAGACUUGGUUUUAGAACUGAUAGAGGGUAACUGAUAGAAGGCAAUCACAAAAUCUUUCAAACAUUAUUGCCUCUUUCAAGGGAUCUGCUUUAUUGUUCUGUUAGUCUUUUUUAGUCGUUUGGCCGUCCCUACCACGGCAAAAGCCAAGCAUAUGUUCUCCCUGAUAAGGUUGCGUAGCUUAAAAGACAAUGGCUCUAGAGAUGAGUCUUAUUACAAACACUUGUCAGGGACUCCUUUUAUUCAGUUUUACUUUUUUGUCUAGUUCCAGCCAAGUUAUUUGCCCCAGUGGCUCCUGAUAAGGCCUUACUCGGUCACGUGAGGUCCACGUUGAAUAACACCAACGUCAUGGAGUGCUUUAAAUUGUGCUUAGUAACCACGCAGUGCAAGUCUUUCAACUUCUGCCACCAGCUGAAAACGUGUGAAGUCAGCGAUUCCACAACCACAAGCUCAGCAAAUGGACUUGAAGAUCACCAAGGAUGUAAUUACUACGAACCUGAGUCUUACCAAUGGAUUACUCCUUGAUGAAAAUUUAGAAACAUGAGUAGAAUAGUGUUUACCACUUAGGCUCCGUUUAAACUUUGCUCCGCUUUGAAAACCAUGUCAGAUAGGGCUUUGGUUCACACAUAAGAACGGUCAUUGCCGAGCAGUUCCUGUAAUAGCAAGGUGGAUAAAGGUCGGAAAGGAACUGCACCGGGCAGUUCUUGAAAGUUUAUCGUCACAUAUCGGACAGUUUUCUGUGCCGCUCUUCGUGGCAAUGUGAACAGGUGUUCAUACCAGGCUGGAGUACUCCCGGAGUAGUCAAUCGAUAAAAAUCGGUAAAUCUGAUUUGAUUGAUAUCUAUUGUAUCGAUCGUUUCAUUUUGAUCAGUUGUCACUAGAGGAUGUAUUUUCUCAGCUGUACUAUAAGUAUUUAACUUAUGCCAAAAAACAUCAAUGUGGGACUUACCGUUAUAAAUCGUUAAAAUAAUGAAAAAUCUAUAAUAUCGAUUUGACACAGCAAUUUAGUUUAUCGAUUUUCACCGAUUUCCGUUAUCAGUCGAUAAAAAUCACUUGAUUGCUAUCGAUUUUUCUCGAUUGACUACCCCGGGGAUGGAGCACUUUUCAUGUGGACAUGAUCAGCAAUCCGGAAUGGAGCGAUUUCAAUCACGUGGCCAUCAUCAAUGCAAAGUUCUGGAGUAAAAGAAAGUGGUUGCAUAGGAAAAUAGUCUAACUCACAAAGAAUUUGUUUGAAACACCAAUAUGGCCGCCGUUUCAUUGUAUUGAAACACCAAUAUGGCUGCCGUGACGUCAUGUGAAAACGCUUAAUUCGUGUUUUUGAAUUCAAUUAAGUAAACGUAAGCUAUAAAAUAAAUUAACUUAACACUGAUGACACUAACAAAUGCCCAGAUUCUGAAACGUAUACAGCAAAUCGAACUCAGUCCUCAGUGACUGAUGGAGCACCUUCCAGGAAUUUCAAGAAUAUAAUACUGAAGCAAUGACAAUAAAAAUUACUGUAUUUGUUAAGGUUAUGCAGUUGAUGUAAGACGUUGCAUUAAAAUAUUCUAAUUAUGCCAUUGUUCCAAAUAAGCGCUCUAGACCCACCACGUUUUGACGAGGACGGGUUACUGAGAAUCGGUCAGCACUGCUGAUUGAAACUGAGCGCCGCCUAAAUAGAGCUGUAAAGUUAGUUUUGUCACCAAGCGUGAGAGUGAUUUGUUGAAAGCUGGCGAUGAAAUUGGCCCAUAUUGAAAGUUGCCGUGAUAAACGUCUGUUAAAUGUCGUGACUUUACAGAUACAUGUACAUUCGCUAGCUUCAGACGUUUUACUUUCAAACUGGGCAGAUAUGGUCAAUGAGUUGUGUCAAUGCUUUCCUUGGAAAUAAGGCACUGUCCGAGAAAAUGACGGCGAAAAAUUUUAAGAUGAAGGGUUUUAAAGUUUUUUCUGUUCCCUUUAUUUUAAAUUUCAAUCUUUUCGAGUUACAUUCUACUUUUUUAUUGAAAGCAUGUUUACUUAUUCCUGGGCGAUAAAAAUGGUAUGCUGCCCCUUUGUCUACAAAUGAAAAAAUAUCUGAUUGACUGACAUUUUGCCUUUAUGAGUCCACAGGUACCCCAAGCUCACGAGUGAGAAUAGUUGUUUCACAACAGAAAUAUUGUAAGGGUUUGUAUGGGGAAUUAUUUAUCGUUAUGUCUCCUUGUCUCAGUCUAAGGUGUUUUCUUAGCAUUUUUAGCCGUUUCAAGGCGAAUUCAGCGAGUUGUAGUUCUGUCGCACCGUUGUAACAACGGCAGAGCAAAAUCUCGCUGGAAUCGCCCUGAAACGGCCAAAAAUGCUAAGAAAACACCAUGAAUUUAGACAUGGAGACAAGGUAAGGAUUUCUGAUGUAUUUUUAUAAUUAUUUUUGACCCCUAAAUAACGAUAGCUGAAAUCUCGAUACAAACCCUUACAAUAUUUCUUUUAUUCAACAACGAUUCUCACUCGUCGAGCAGAACAACGCAGCAAACCAUCAUACUGCAUCAGCCCUGUACUAAUUAAACUAAACAACUAGUCUAGUUAUCAGCCUCGUCGUAAAAAGACUUCCUGAAGUUCAAAGGUGUCCGCUUUGAGGCAAAAAGUAAGGAAAAGUCGAGGAAUUCAAAUUAAAUAAAAAGUAAAAUAACUGUUAAAGAGAGAACAAGUAACACGAAUAACAUGUUAUCCUAAAACUGAACUGUAAAAAAUUAAAUUUUUCAUUAUAACCAAACCUCCUGAAAAGUUUAUUGCGCUCAGUUUGCCAGGCUCUGUAUCUAAUUAUUUUUUGCUGUUUAUUGAAAAAAAAAAAAAGAAAGAAAAGAAAUUUGGUGUUACCUGGAUCUCCAAAAAGUUAAACAACAACAACAAAAACCAUAAGAAAGCAACAACAAUACGGCAACAAAACACAGGUUGUUUUCCUGACGCUAAAUUAAGAUGCAUUUCUUCAUUUAUAAACGUCCUCUGUUGCUGGCAAUUUAUUAGCGCCCACCAUGGUGCCUUAACAACAACUUAAGGUUAUUAUUGGAAACGAAUGUCAUUGUAAAGGCAACAGCAUUUCAGUUUUUCAUCCAAAGUGUUCUGGCUAUAAUAUUAAGCUAUAUUUAUUUGUGGCUGUUAUUUCAACCCGUUUGUCUUGCUUGUCGACUGAAUGAUGGCGGAAAGAGAUCUUUAUGUUAUGCUAACAAGUUAGAAGAAAAUUAAAAAAAUGUCAGCAGUACUCGCGUGGAUAACUUUCGUAUUUCUGGUAGGUAUAGACUAGAUUGUCAUGCAACUCCCACAAACACCUCCCCCUUAAAUCCUUUAAAAACAAAGUCAUGUCAAACAUCUUACAGUCUUACUGUUCGUGAGUCUUUUUUUUUUCUUUUUUUCUCCUUUUUCAUUUUUUUUCCUUUUAUCUAUUUACUAAUUCCUUGUUUUUUCUAGCUUUAGUGCCAACCUACCUCCUAUGCCUGAACAAUAUUUAGCUUUACUCAGCUCGAUUAGCUUUUUAGUUAUUCUGAGUAAAUGUUACCUUUUUUUGUAUUGAUAUAUUAUACUGUAAAUUAAGUUAACUUUUAUUUGGUAAUAAAGCUUUCAUUUGGUAAUAAAGCUUAUGUUCGACAUUCCUUCCUGAUUAGCUGUAUCUCAGUUUCGAUGGAACGUCAAACCAAAAUUUUCACCACUGUCAUUUUAUUUAGCAAUACAGGUUACACAAUUGGCAUUUAAUGUGAGUUUUUAGGGUUAGCAUCUCAGUGUAGAAAAUACACAAUUUUUGGUUUCUGAUAACAAAUAAUCGUUAUGAGAAAAGGCGAGUAAAGCAAAUUUUACAAGUUGGUUUUCUUUUAUGCUCAUGUUAUUGCUUCACUGCAGGGAAUUGAAGCCAGUUUUGUAAAGUUUGUCAUAUAUAUUGGCAGGAUACAAAAUAAAACAUGAUCUUCAAUUGAAAUCUUAAAAGUAGAAAGUAGGCAACGCUUCUUUUUUUCUACUCGAGCCUGUUUUAAAAACACACUCUGUCCAAAGAUAUAAUAAUGAAAUUGUUCGUUAAAUAAUGCCACAGUAAUCCUGGCCGAAAAAAGGUGGCCAAACAAAGAGAAAUUUGGUCUGUCCCACAAAGUUUCUGACUAAUAGAAUAGUGUCCGUUAGGUUUCUCAUACUUUCUGCUCUUCAUUCCAUUCACCAGACAAAAAAAAUAACUGCGACAAACCUUCCUACCGGUUGGUUAAGCAAACAAACAAUUCAACAAAAACUUGCAGUUAAGCGAACAAAUCUACUGUUUUUUACUGUCCAAAAAGGAUGGCAAGAAUACGCAAAAAUGUUUCUCAAUAAGUGGCAACGGAGUUAUCGUUCACACUAUACAAAUGCAGCUUUGAAGAAUCCCUACUAGCUAGUAAGUAAGGAUUUUAAGGACUCGAAAAUGUUUUAAAUGAUAAAUAAAUUAAAACAAUUAUAGAAUUCGGCUCUCGUAUGAAGUGAAGAGCCGAUGUGGAUCUCAUUCAAACGGUUUUGCAAGGGGACGAUAACUAAUUCAGACUUUUAAAUUAAAUUUUCAAUUUUUUUCACAGAUCAGGACAUCAAACGGAGACCAAGGUAUGAAAGGAGUUCUCUUUUAUCGUCAAUCAUGGUGUUGACGAAAAAUACCACAGUAAACUAUCUCUAAAUACCGAUACCUUGGGGACCGGCACCAAGUGUCCGACUUAGAAAGAUGUCCAUCUUAUAGAGGGUCAAAUAAAGGGAGUAAAGAAAGGCAGGGACCAACUCUAGGUGUCCAUUUUACUCAGGUGUCCGUCUAAUAGAGGUGUCCGUUACGAGUGAGUCAGCUGUACAAAAUACCUUUUUAUCACCUGGGUAGGAUGGAGAGGGAUCAAUGGGAAGGCGGAUAGAGACUGAGUGGAAGUAAAAAAAGAAGGACUCUUGGGGGCACAUAAUAGGCCAUUGCCGAGUUCCCCAGGGCCUCUGUAUCAAAACGAGGUUAAAAGCUCAGCCUUUGAUAUGGAAAUGAUUUUUUUUUCCCUUGCAAGCAAAACUCAUUUUCACAGGAAAGGUUUGUGCACUUGGCCUCAUUUUGAAAGUGAGGGUUUUUGGGACUUGGAAGUGGCCUAUUCGGUGUGUGAAGGAAAUAAGAUAGAGAGUUGCCUCACAUGCACGUUCCUGAGUGGAUCCUACAAAAGACUGCCAUGCACGCUGUUAACUGUCUUCGCUUUCUGAAUUUGAUUAGAGUGCCAACAACCUCUGGGAAUGGAAAAUGGGGCCAUUGCCGACGGUCAGAUCACUGCGUCAUCCUUCUAUAGCUACCACCACGCACCCCAGGCAGGCAGACUGCGCUACAAGCACCUUUCACAACCUAGACUAGCUGGAUGGGUUGCUUAUCAUGGCGAUUUAAAUCCAUGGCUUCAGAUUGAUCUUGGUCUUCAGUAUAACGUCACACGCGUGGCAACUCAGGGAAGGAGGGCAUAUCCUCAAUGGGUUACUAGAUACAGUCUGAAUUACAGUGAUGAUGGAAGCAUUUUUCAAAGCUAUAUGGACCAGCAAGGACAGAGAAAGGUAAAAAAAGUAGCAUACAUGAAAUAGAUCCCUUAUUCCCAUACGCAUUUACAGGAAAUUAUGAACAAAAUUUCUGAACAGGAAGUUAACUCGCUGAGGGGUAAAAAAUAGUUUAACUCAUGACCAGCACAAAACCCUGUGGUCAGUGUCAUUAUUUGUUCUACUAUCAACUUUGUCUCUCUCUGGGUACCUGCGGACGUCGUUUUCUUGCGCGGUUUUUAUCAAAACGUCGUUUUUACUACGAAAUCGUCACAUAUCAAGAAGUGUUUUCCGAGGUAACGUUUCUAGCGAGUUUGAGCAACCACGACGUUGACAGUGCAGCGACGUGAAUUUUGGCAGAUUUUUUUGCCUUCGUCAAACAUGAUCCAGAGAUGGCAAAGCGAUCGUCGCUUUAAUCACUUUAAUGACUUCGAUUUAGUCAAAAAAAACCAUUCAGUCUCAACAUCAGUAUCGGCAUCGAUAUCAGAGUCAGCAUUAAAGACAAUACAUAAUAAUCCGUAUUAACAUCGUCAUGAGUAUCGUUUUGGCAUCGCUUUGACUCAGCAUCACCGUCAGGGCAUCUUUGAUUACUGAUAUUGACAGCAAUGCUAGUGUCAAUGCUGGUACUGAUACUGAAUCUGAUAACGAAACACUGGUGUUAAUUCUGGGUGAUAUUGACUGCUACUGACACUAGCGCUGAUGCUGAUCUCAGUAAAAUCCUAUUCUGAAGACGUUUAUUUGAUGAGAGACGUUUUGUUGAAACACUUUGUGUGUUUGCUUUACUGCUGUUACGUUUAUUGUACCUUGUGAGAAAAAUCGAAGCACUUUGGCAAUUCUGAAUCAUUCUUGUCAGAAUUUUUUAUUCUAGAAAAACUUAAGUCCAUUAGGUCGAGACAUAUAAUUGAAAAGGGCUUCUCUUGUGUAUUUCGGUAUCAGGUAAAAAUUUCGAAUUAUGAUAAAUAUUCGCGAGAAAAAAGAAAAGGAUGCCAAAAUUUAACAGAUGUUGAAUUAUUUCGUUAAAUAUUUGAAAUCAGUGUUUGAAUCGCUCUAUAUUACAGGUUAAGCUUUAAGAGACAAUUUUUCGCUGAUUUUAUUUCAGGAAUUUGACGGGAACUUUGACGUAAACACUGUUGUCUAUCAUGAACUAGCCCCACCAAUUUUGGCGCGUUAUAUCCGUUUUCUCCCACUGGCUUUUUAUGGCGCGAGAGUUCUCAGGGUGGAGAUUUAUGGUGUAAAAGAAGGUAAUGAAGAGGUUUUUAUCUGAAAAUUCGUACUGGCACCUUUUACAUUUUGCAAGAAAAGUAGAUGGUGCAAGAGUUGAAAAUAUUAUACAAAGCGAGAAAAAUACAAUGAGGACAUCAGUUAUUUCGUCUUACAUCACUAACUGGCCGCUAUGGAGAAGUUUUCACGCAGUUUGGACGUUUCCAAUGAUCCAUCCCUUUAUGGCAGACAUUUUUUUGGACUUAGUAUUUGUACGCCUCCUGAUUAUUUUAAUUCUUUCUUUGUCUUUUUUGGUCUUUAGGAGGAGAGAAACCACUCGGAAUGGAAAGCGGUGAAAUUUCAAAUGGUAACAUCACGGCAUCUUCCUAUUGGGCUGUGCACCAUGAACCCUAUUUGGCCAGACUCCAUCUUCAACCAAGGUGGGUAGAAGCUCGGGGCUGGGCAUCUGGCACUAAUGACGUUAACCAAUGGCUUCAAGUUGAUCUGGGCAUCAAAUAUGACGUAACACGUGUGGCAACACAAGGAAGACCGGAAUAUCCUCAAUGGGUUAAAAAAUACAGCCUGCUGUACAGUGACGACGGAGUCACUUUUCAUAACUACAUGAACGAGCAAGGACAGACAAAGGUAAAUAUUCUAGACUUUCCAAGUGAACUGAUAUUUUCAUUAUUAUUUUUUGUGUACACAACACAACAAGUGUACACAACCCUUCAUUAAGGUGCCUGCGUGAUGCAAGUAAGUCAGUGUGUUGCUUUGCUUUAGAGUUGCAAAGUCCUGUGGCUAUCCCAAAACCUGCGUCCUGCUCGCCGUGUGAGUCGCCCAUAGCUCAGUGGUUAGAGAGUCCUACCGGCAUCUUGAAGGUCGUGGGAUCGAGGUCCUGCCGGGAUUUCGGAUUUUUCUUUUGGAGCAUUUCUUAGUUGUACUUAAUAUCUAGUCUUAUUCUUAUUCGUCUUCUUAUUUUUAUUAUAAUUAUUAUUCCUAGUGCUAGUGCUAUAACUUGAUUCUUGUGAAAAUGAAAUGAUCAGCAUGUCACGAGCGUGGCACAAAGAAAACAUCUGAGUCCCCAACAGGAUUGGAACCUACGACCUCCCAAACACCUUGCGGGCCCUCUAUCUACUUGAGCUACGGAGAACUCAUGGAGAGCGAGGCCAUAUACUAGGUUCAUAUUUGACUCGCGUCCCGCAUACUGCUAGGAUCAGCAAUGUCUUUUUUUUUUUAGGAAUUUACUGCCAAUACCGAUAUGAACACGAUUGUUUCUCACGAACUUAUCCCACCUAUCAAGGCUCGAUUUAUCCGCUUCCAGCCACUGGUUUGGCACGGUCACAUUACUAUGAGGGUGGAACUUUAUGGUUGUACUCAAGGUAUAAAAAGUGUUCUCUAUUUUAGAAAUAUAACAUUCUCUUAUCUGUAUAUCACAUAUCAUAAAUAUAGCCAGAUUUGAGAAAACGCACCUCCCGAAAUUUGAAGCUAGUUAAGUGAAAAAAGGCCAAUUAAAAGCAGUUUUUUUUCGUCUGAAAGACCCGAAAAUCACACUAGUGGAAGGAAAUGAGGUACGGUAACUUUAUAUAUUUUAUGGCGCCACCGGUUACUCCAUGAUGUUUUUACACAGGAAUGUCAUUAACUUGCGCAGGAACAAAUUGGCGUUGAUGACCUUAGCAAUUUCUCUUUGUCCAAUAAAUUUGAGUUAUUUUAGUUAUGUGCGUCAUACCCUUAUUUGGGUAUGAUAACGUCAAAGUUGACUUUUCAUUGGUGGAUUAAAACUAAGGAACGCAUUCAUUGGUUGAUUCAUGUUGUAGAAGAAAUAAGCCCUAACUCGCCUGUAACUUAAAAUCACGGGUCGUGACGUUAUUAUACAAGUUCAAUGUCCUGUCGCCUUUAUUGUUCAUUGCAGAAAACAAAUUGUUCCAGUUCCGGUUCACUGAUUGGCUUAUCCCUACCGUUUCGCUUGUCCACAAUUCGCCAAAUUUCUAUUGUUUUCUCUUUCAUCCCAAUAGUUUCUCUUUUGACCCUGCAGUUGUAUUUCUGACUUUAAAAAAAACUGAAAAAAAAAAAACUGUCUUAGGCCGCGGGUCACUAUAAAGACUUGACAGAAACCGGAAACCGCGCUAGAAAAGUCUCUGGCACCCAGGGUAGCCCAAGGCGUUAAAGUCCCACAACCAUUUGCCUUCCUUGCGAUUUAAUAGGCAUAUGACAAUCUGCGGUAAGAUGGUUGAUGACAUAUCUGGUCACAAGCAAUUCGAUGUUGCGUCUCUACGCAAGCUACGUUACACCACGAAAAACUUGUAGAAAUUUAUAGUUCGUCCAUUUAUUUUAGCGUGUCUCUUAAAAGAUAUAUAUGUUAUUCACCGGCUGGGAAGUCCGUAUUGGGAGAAACUGAGCCCGAGGUUUUUUUCCUACUGAGAUUUAAAAGUUUCAGGAAAAUUUUACAUCAGCCUCCGACCUAUGUGUGUUGAAGAAGGGCGCGUUCGUGUUGAUGUUACUCAAAGCGCGCGUUCGAUUGCAAACCAAAACAAAGCAUUACAACAUGAUUUUUAACUUGCCAUUUAUAUUAUCACAAUUUUAGAAUAAAGAAAGGUUUUUGUGUCUUGGUAGACAAUUCAUAAUCUGAGUGUCAAACAAGGAUAAAUUAAAAGAAUUGACAAACUUAAAAGCCACAGGAAAGAAAAUUACCGGUUUUGCUCAUUCACAAACAACAAACAAACUUGUGAAUGAAGCUGCCAACGAUUCCGCCCGGGUUAGCGGGCAAGAUCGUAAAAAACCGCCCUCUCUCAGAACUAAUCAGAUUGCCGGAUUUGGAGGAUUCCGCCCUCUCACAAGCUUAGAAAAAAAUAAAAUGCAUCGUGAAGAAAUUUACAGUUAAGAGCUUAAAAUAUUUGCUUCUUCGUCUUAAUAUUCUAGAAUGCCAAAGACCCCUUGGUGUGGCGAAUGGUGCAAUAACUGAACUACAAAUCACGGCCUCAACAGAAUAUAAUAGCGAUUUGGCCCCUAUGUUUGGCAGAUUGUUUUACCUGGGUGGGUGGUCAACGGCUGUGAAUGAUGUUAGUGAAUGGUUGCAGAUUGAUCUGGGCCAAAAGAAUGUAAAAGUAAUUGGUGCUGCUACACAAGGAAGACACAACUCAGGGCAGUGGGUUACCACGUACAAGCUGCAGUAUAGUGAUAAUGGAGUGAACUUUAUUUACUACAAGGAGGAAGGACAAACAUCUGAUAAGGUAAAAAAACUUGUAAAACAUAUUACUUGCAAACAAGGUUCAAGAUUCAAGUUAAUUAGGGUUAAAGCUCGAUGAUUUGGUUACUGUGUUACACAGAUUGACCCAGUAGCAAAGGCCAACUAUGCCCUGGCCGUUAAGAGCUGCAGAAAUUUUGCGCCACGUUAUUAUGUGUAGUGAUGAGGCGAUGACAAAUUUCACUCUACAUAGAAUUGUCCCGGUUUUAUAAGUCAAGAAAGGAAUGUAAACGAUGAGAUGCCACAACGCCUCCGUGGACUGUGAUCUGGGAGAGGGGCAGGAUUUCUUUCAAUCUAUUUUUCUCUUUUUUGUUAGUAUAGGUUUUCUCUGGAAACAGUGACGAUUUCACGACAGUUUUCCAUGAACUGAUCCCUACGAUCCGCACACGUUUCAUUCGUUUUCGGCCAAUGACUUGGAAUUAUCAUAUCUCAAUGAGGGUGGAACUUUAUGGCUGCUUACUAGGCAAGUGACGAUAUUCUUUUUGAUUAUAGUACACAUUUAACCUUUGUAGCAAAUUCUAAGGAGGAUCAAACAUUACUUCUGAGCCUGGCGGGUGGAAAUUGUAUAAUGUAUUAGAUUCCGGUACGACCGCCUUGUGAAGACCUACGAGACAAAACACUGUGUUUCAAAGCCUCUUCUUGUUUUAACUAACAUUACAAGAAAUACAAGGACAUCUUAUCCCUCAUCUCAUAGGUGUCCAAAAAGGGCACAAAAAAUAGAUCCAAGCUUCCGUAUGGCUUUGUGAGUUGCUUUUAUUUUGAAUGGUAGAGCAACGCUACUGUUGGGAGACGAUAACAUGAGAACAAAAAUAAGCAGUUGAAAAGCGUUGAGUUCAUUCCAUUCAUUUCCCUGUUUUCGUGUGAUAUGUUUUCCCCCACCUGGGAAACACGUAUCCCUAGUGAUGUGGGGUGGUGUAUGUAGGUAAAGACCGCAGAUUGCCAGUUUGUGGCUAGCAUGAUUCAAAAGGUCCCCGUGCGCCAAAAGCCUGGUUAAACUAAGGUUAACCAGGGUGCAAGCCUGGUUCAACCAACACGGGUUUUCAGUGGUUGUCAAACCAGGCUUACCAGGAUUUACCAUUUGUGCAAGAAGCCUGGUUAAAUUUACCAAGGUAUUCCUGCUAAGCUGGCAAGCCUGGUAAUUCCCAGAAAAGGAAACUAGGCUUCACUAUGAAACAGGUUACCCUGGUCAACCAGGGCUUUCCUGGUUAGCCUGAUUUAUGAUUAAAAAAAAUCAGUAAAUUAGGCUCAGCCAGUUUUAUGAAGUACUGAAUUAAUCGGGUUUUAAACAGGCUUAAGCUAACUGAGCAAAAAGCCUGGUUAACCAUCGAGGGUAAUCUUGGUAAAUCUGGUAAAUCCUGGUUCUCAGCAGAUCUUUCAAAAUAGCUAUACCAGGCUUAAACGGAAUAUAAACCAAGCCUGGUUAUCUACUGUGCAUUCCUUGUAACCCUAAUUAGGAGCCAGUUUUUUUCCCUUGAACCACGAAAACUGGGCUUUAAAUUAUAAGUUAGGUCAUUAUACAAAAAAAAAUUAAAAACGGAAAGCUAUGUUAUGGGACUCGAAUCAUAACCUCACAGUUAUGAAAAAGAACCGGCCAGCAAGUAGUAUCCCCCAUUCAAGCUACAAUAAUAAUUUUCAAAAUUAAUUUCUCUAUUGAAAAGGGUAUUCUUCCCAUUGAGUUUGGACAAUCAAAGAAAUAUAAAAAGAAAUAGAAAAUAUAAAAAUAGAUUUUUUUUCAAUAUGCAUGGUGCUGAAAAUUGCUACCUUUUUUGUGUAGCAUUUUUUUCGAUGUUAUUAUUAAUAGUAGAUUGCAUUUUUGCCCAUUCUAGAAUGCCAAAAUGCUCUUGGCAUGGAAAACGGCUUAAUUUCUGACGCACAGCUUAGCGCUUCCUCACGAUGGAAUGACUUCGAAGGCGCCGACCGUGGCAGGUUGCAUCUUACGGAUGGAAAACGACUCUAUUGUUGUAAGGUAUAUAAGGUUUUGACAGUUGUAAUGUAUUCAUCUCAGCUCUCGAACUAUCAAAUUUUAAAAUGCCGUCCGAUGAUGAUCUCGCGAAGCAUUUCUGAGCUCAAAGACGAGUUUCGAUCUGGUUUAUCUUCUUUAAAGAGAGAACUUGCACAAGGACACGACGCUGCGCUGAAGAAGCUCAAGACAGCUACUGCUAAUGUUCCGAAGUUUUAAAGUAUUCAUCUCAGUUCUCGAACUAUCAAAUUUUAAAAUGCCGUCCGAUGAUGAUCUCGCGAAACAUUUCCGAGCUCAAAGACGAGUUUCGAUCUGGUUUAUCUUCUUUAAAGAGAGAACUUGCACAAGGACACGACGCUGCGCUGAAGAAGCUCAAGACAGCUACUGCUAAUGUUCCGAAGUUUUAAAAGAAAGGCAACGAGAAAGCAGUUCCUACUUAAUUCUGAAGUUCUUGAACACGUCCAGUCUGCUUCGACCGCUUAAUUUCUGACGCACAGCUUAGCGCUUCCUCACGAUGGAAUGACUUCGAAGGCGCCGACCGUGGCAGGUUGCAUCUUACGGAAGUAUGGGAUCCACAUCUCAGGUCAGGCGCUUGGAUAGCCAAAACCAAUGACAUAAAUCAGUGGCUCCAGAUUGAUGUCUUGGGUCUCAAUAGGAAGUACGUGAGAGUGACACGUGUGGCAACUCAAGGAAGAGAUUCUACUGCUUAUGGCGGGGUACAAUGUGUAAAAACGUACAAGCUGCAGUACAGUAACGAUGGAGUAAAUUUCCAGUACUACAAAGAAAAUGGACAAACCACUGCUAAGGUAAUCCCCUAUCCGGGGGGGAAGUACUUCCUUAUAUUUUUCUUAGAGGUAUGUGCCGCCUUAAAGGGUCUGAUUUUUGCCCCGUUUGGGUUUGAAAACGGGUAUACUCGCUUUGCCUAGUUUGGUCUGGUCUGAAUUCGGGUAUGGUUUUCGAGGGAAUACGAGAAUGCUUGAACGUAUUUAUCGUUUCAAUUCCAUGUUAAUCAUAAAGAAAAAGUAAUAUGCAAAUUCGACGAGGAUUUUAAGAAAUCUUUUAGUUGGUCUUCUAAUCCAAGUAAUGAUAACAUAAUUCCUGCCUACGCCUGGUCUGAAGACGGUUAUAGAUCUUAGACACCAGGUCUCAAAACGGCAUGGAAAAUGAAAAGUUUUUUUUUAUCUGAAAUAGGGUCAGGAUUUGGAGAACCGGGCGGGGGACCCUCACUACGAAUUCCCAGGAAUACCCCCCCGGGUCCUCUAUGUUGGUAAGGGGAUGAAAUUGCAAGUAAUACUUGCUCAUAGGAGUCCCUAAAAGUAUCGAACAACCUAAGCUCAAAUUAAAAAUCCUCCCAGGAGUUUUCCAAAGCCAGUAUUUCUUGUAUCGAACGCCCACCUUUACUACUCAGGAAGACAUACAAAGGCGACAAAAACAUACCAUUACGUCACAGACCUCUCAAAAGGUUUGGUUUAAAUUAAAAAAUCCUCCCAACUGGAAUUAUUUGAUUGCAUGUCUAAUCGUUACUACGAUAUAUCUCUCUCUAAUUAGGAAUUUCAAGGAAACGAUGAUAAUUAUACUGUAAUUCAUCACCACCUUAAUCCACCAAUCACUGAACGCCAUAUCCGUUUUCGGCCACUGACUUGGAAUGUUCACAUAUCAAUGAGAGUAGAGAUCUAUGGAUGUACUCAAGGUAACUUAAACACGUACUACUUAACUUCGCAGACUUGAGUUCAUAACUAGGAAAAUGAACUGUUGUUCAUAUCUUUCAAGACGUAGCUAGACAAACGCUAUUAACUGUGAAAGUCCUUUAAGAAGAUGUAGAUCAAGUAGAUGUAAGUAUUCUAUUUUGUCAUCGCGUUAUACUAAGACCCUGAUUUGCCAAUAGGAGUUCUUACAAACCUAGAAAACAACCCAAAGCUACAUUUAUUGAAGGACUUCCUCCUCCUGCUAAAAUUACUGAUUGCGCACUUCUAUUGCCCCUAAUUCUGAUAACCUUUGAAAUUAUGAUUUAGACGCAAACACGCACAAAAUAAAACAAACCAAUACAAAAUCUGGCUGUCACACAGGUCACUUUAGAAGUUUGUUGGUGUCUCUGUUUAGAUUAAAACCCACCAAGAAAUCAUACACACUGUUGGGUGAAAUAUCAAUAAAAAUAACCUGUUAUAGUAAAUUUUUUAAAAAAUUACUCUGCUGUUGUUAGAAUGUGCUGCUCCAGCCAUUGGAAUAGAGACGGGAAGCAUUCUUAAUUCUCAAAUGACCGCUACAACCGGAAAUGGGUCACUGGCUCGGUUACAUGGACGGUUUGCUUGGUGCCCAUUAAUAGACGGUUAUGGCGAAUACAUACAGGUAUAAAAAGAUCUGUUUAUACCACGUAGUCUGCUUCUCUUUUAAACCUUUAUUUACAGGUUUCUACAACCUGCAUGUUGUCAUCAAAAAGUUGGGCGUGUUAAUGUUUGGGCCCUUGUAUUAAUCGUUGCCUAUGUUGCAGUCGUCACCAAAUAUCGUCCACGUAUGCCGAUUAGCAAUUGAAAAGGCAAAAAGCCAUUGGAUACAAUGAUGAAAUGUUCAAAUUUCAAAUUCUUUUAAGAGGUCAUGGCCUAUAUUAUCAGUCACAUUUUCCUCAUACUUGGAAAUUUUAAAGAAAUUUAUUUAAUGAUUUUAUCAAAAGGGAAACAAAUCAUGAACGGGUGUUAGUCACUUGUCGACAACACAAGUGUUUAAUCUGACCCAAUUUUAGCUAACUGUAUUCCCGUUACCAUGCUGGCUAUAGAAACCCAGCCGCAAACAGUAAGAUUUGAUGUAUAGUGGUAGUCAGAGUAAUAAAUUUAAGUAAAACUGAAACUAUUUGUACCUCGGCAGGAUUAGCUCAGUCGGUAGAGCGCUUGACUGCAGAGCGGGGGCUCGCGGGUUCAAUUCCCGGGGUCGGACCAAUACUCGGGGUCUUAAAAUAACUGAAAAAUGAAGUUACUACCUUUGCCUUGCAAAUGGCUAGACCUUCGCGUGGCUCGGAUGAGGAGACGUUAAUACAGUGUCCACAAAUAGCACUUCCAUGCUAAAUACAUUGACACUCAAAUAAAGUGCUUUUUUUUAUUUUCAAAUGUGUUUUAAAGGUUUUGAAAUAAUACGAUAAGAUUGCAACAUGGCCUCUUUAAGUUAACAAAUAUAUUCCGCUAACUAUCGUAUUUUCAGCAAUCGUCUUGGUGUCACCUGUGUUAUGAAACACAUAUAUAUGUAUAACCACUUCACAACAGAAAUGCCCCUAAACGGCUUCAAAUUUUCCCUUUUAACUACCACAUUUGUGCAUGGUCUUACAUUGUUUAAGAUAUAAAACAAUUAAAAAAACAUAUUGGAUUAUAAUAAAUAAUUUCUUGAUUGUUUGAUUCCCUCAGAUUGAUCUUGGUCGACUGUAUCGAGUGUCUGCUGUAGCAACGCAAGGAAAUCCAGCAGGAAAUAAGUAUUACUUGAAAGAAUACAAACUAGGAUGGUCCAAUGAUCAAACAACAUGGGAAAAAAGUGUCGAGGUAUGAAAUUUUUGACCAUUGCAUCGAUGUCAGCACCAUCCAUCAGAGCGAGUUUACCAAGUCUAUGAUCAUCGUUAUUGUCUGAAUUUCACAGGUCACUGCAGGAAAUAUUAACUGUUAUGACGUUGUCAAGAACUCCGUUCCAGCAAUUUACGCUCGAUAUAUUCGCCUCUACCCAUUAACAUGGUACGUCAGAGGAUGUGUAAGAAUGGAGCUUUAUGGGGAACCUUGGCCAGAAGGUGAUCAAUCAUGGAUAUAAUUUAUGUUAUUAUCCCAAGGUGUUAGUUGUACAGAAAACACACCUAGUCCACCUCAAAAGAUCAAGUCAUCUGAAUCGUUGUUGCAUCGUUGGAUGCCUCUCUAUUUUCGUCAAAAGCCUUGACGGACAACCUAAAAGCUAAAACCAAUAGUAGUAAAGGACGCAGCGGAUACUCCUUUUUUUUUGUGUUGGAGAAAAGGACAAACAGGCCAUAUUAUUCGGGCAGUUCAGGCAUGCUUAGAAUGUCGAGGACUCAAGUGCUACUGUCAGCAGAAUAUGGCAACCAAUAAAAAAGCAGGACAUUCACGACCUUGCAAUAAAGAAACUAUCAAACAGUUUAAAUUUCCUGAAAAUAGCUCAUGAUGUCCCUUAUCUUCUUAAUGAGAUUCCACUGCAUUUUAUUUAUGAUAUAAAGACAAAACGCUAUCAAGUCAGCGGAGUUAGUAUAGUCCACCGCAAUUUAAUGAGAUUCCACCGUAAUAAAACGAAGUAAUCGGUGCACCCUAUACUACUACCAAUCUUGUUCAACUUGUUUAUUCUUAACAAAUAGGCGACUUUCUAGAUUUCACAAACACAGACCGUCUAUAAAUAUUUAAGAAAAUUCUAACGAUUGCAUUUGAUUUUUAUAGUUCCAGCAGCAUUAGUUUCUCCCAUUGCUCCUGAUAAGACUCUGACCGGUCAUGUGAUCUCUUCUGUGAAUAAAACUUACGCCAUGGAAUGCUUUAAAAUGUGCCUGGGAACCUCAUUGUGCAAGUCUUUCAAUUACAACGGGCAGUUGAAGAAGUGCGAAGUCAGCAGUUCCAAUGCAGAAGUACACGAAAUGACAGAUCAGGAAAGAUUCUGCUAUUACGAACCCACGUCUCACAAGAUUAUUUCUGUUUGAAACAUGGAUCUGUUGAGAGUAUGCAUUUCCCUUGAACUGUAUAUAGUUGUUUAUUUAACAAAAAAAGCUUUCAAGAAAAUUCACAUGACUGAAAGUGGCUGGCACGGCUUAUAGAUUGUUGGUGUAAAAUACAAUUGCAAAGGUUAUGAUGAUGUACUGGGUGCUAUGAACAUUAUCUCUAUUUAUAAAAAAUAUUAGCAAAUUAUGAGCUCAAAGAGUACAGCCGAACGGUAUGACUUCCUAGAAAUGUUUGUACAUUAGGCACAUAGUUCUGAACAUGUUUAUGAGUUUACUUCAGAGGAGUAGCCGGGCGGUGGAAGAAAAUUUCGACCACAAUCUGGUUUACCCUGCUUCAUAUAGGGUAUCUUUAUGAAAAGGUUGAAAGUCUUCAACACAGCAAAAAUCAAGCGGAAUCUGAGAGGGUUAGGACUUUUCAAUGCGAAAGUUAAAAACAAAUUCCAAAACUUAAGUCUUAAUUAUCGAGGUUCUCAUUUCUCAUUUGCACUAGACCUUAGCGAAAUGCGAAGUUUACAGUUUUAAACGCCAUUUAAAGCUCUCAAUGAACCCCUUAAUAGAGAUUAAGACCCUGUAUUCACUGUAAUUCAGAUGGUGGCAUGCAAUGAUGAUCGCAUGUUCUCAGAAAAGUUAUAUUACAGUUACAAUAACCUUAUAGAGCUUACGGAGAUAAAAAAGUUAAUAAGCUCAUUAAACAUGUUCUUUCUCAACAUUUUUUGCCAUUCUCCCGCCUUUUCAAUUUUAUCCUAAGAAUUGAGCUGCGCCCUCCUGGUUUCGAGGCGCCUUUCCAUGUUGCAACUUGCAAACCUGGGCCCAGCGGUAAAGAGGAAGAAGACUAGGACCAAAGGUGGUGCAUGUAGUGGUGAGAACACUCGCUAUCACUGCAGUGACACUAUCUGGAUUGAAGGCAGUGUCCUUGCCAGCGAUUUUUAUUUAUGUCAAUGCAAUUUCUUUGUCUCGAUAACACGUACCGUAAAUGAUCUAAUAAACGCCAAGGGGCGUUUAAUAGAUGGGAGGCGUUUAAAAGAGAGAGGCGUUUAUUCUCGUAACUUAUUUUAACGAACUCAACCUAACUGUAUACAGUAUGCUUUCGGCUGAAGACGUUUUUGUGUUAACAGAAUCUCGACUGCGGGCUGACGGCUUAUCUAGAAAUUGAACAUGACAUGAUACACAAACUGAUGUUAAUAAAGCAAUGAAAUUAAUAAAGUGAUUGAUUUUGCUCUAUUUCGCCAUUUCCUAGUAUUUGGGGGCAAUUUUCAAGGGGGGCGUUAAUUAGACAUGGGGCGUUUAUUAGAGAGGGGCGUUUAAUACUAACUUAACAGCGUCAGGGGGGCGUUUAUUAGAUAAGAGGUGUUUAUUUGAGAGUGGGCGUUUAUUAGAUCGUUUACGGUAACUUUAGAUUGUUGUUCAGUCGGUCAUAAGCGUCGAUGAGCUCUGCGUCGAUGUUUUUUCGCGUAGAUUCUAUUUCUCUUGUUUUGCAGUUUGAUGUGAUUAUAUAAACUAAAGGCGACUUGACAGAGUUAUUACAGAAGAUUCGAAAUGUUUCUGCGCACGAAAAGUUGCUGUUGCGUCAGUCUCUGUCGUGAAGAAUAAUUUUCCAUUUAAAAUAUCUUGUUUUUUCCUGUUGGCAAUUAAUCUACACCACCAUGGUGCCUGAAUCGAAAAUUAAAAUUAAAAUUAACAAACAAAUGUUUGAUUGUUUAAAUUCUAGCAUAUUCCUUCUUCUAUGGUGGAAGAUGGCAAAACUAAGUUAAGUUCUUUUAUAACCAUGGUUUCCUGUUGUUUGUCUUGAAUUUUUCUGAGCCGAUAUCUCUGAGCGACCAAAGCUUCCAUAAGCAAGUACCUGCAAUGCUGAUAGAAAAUACAUUGAUGUCAGAGGUACCUGCCUGCCUAAUUUUUAUAUUUCAGGUAAGUUUGAGUAAAUUUUUGGAUGCAUGCGUAAUGAAACUUGUCGUCCAUGUUUGAAAGAACGUUAAAACAGAAUGAUGAGAAAUAACAUUUCGUUAAUUUUUCAAGACGAUUUUGAAACGGCUCUUCUAAAAAGUAAUGCAUAAUUUUAAUUUUUUUGUCAACAAUAGCGUGCAGAAAACACUGAGAUUGAAGAGAAAGAAAGGACAAUUAUUAUCAAUCAUUACUUCACUACCACAUUGAGCUGGAAAACCACAAACCGUAACACAUAAGUCAGGGCACUUUAUUGAAGAGUGAUGCAGUAGGUGGGCGUCAACUCUGUAUAAACCUUAAUACCUGAGUUUAAAACAUUCCACGCCACAGACGAAAUAUUAAGGCAGAAAAAAUGUGGGUUUCAUGACAAAAUCAAGAGGUAGAAGUUAACAAAAGAAACUUUUUUUAUACCAUGCGCAACAAGGCAAAAAUAAUUUAUAUUAAUCUUAGAUAAAGCAUUUUUGGCUUUCAAGAUACAGGCAAAUCAUGCAUCUGACAUGCAAUCUUGUUAACUCUUCAAAAUUCAUUCCCUUCGCCAAGUGCAAAUAUAGUAUAAAGCAAAGUGAAAUCAUCUAGGAUUGCUUCAUUAUUUUAUAUGGUGCACAACUGUGAAACAGUGUAAGUUGGAAAUGACGGAAAGUAUACUAUAAAACAUAUUGGUCAAAGAAAGGUUUUCAAGGAUUCUUGCAUGGUGAUGUAGUAUAGAGCAACUUAAGCAAAAAGUUAUCUAAUCAGAAGUUGAAAUUUUUGCUUAUCAGCUUAUGAUAGUCAAAUGAAAAAUUUGUUUCGAAAAAUAUUAAACAACUUUGCAAAUAGCACUCAAAGCAAAACAAUCAACUUUUCCCAACUAUGCUAAGGUUAAAUUGUAAAUUAUUUAUGAUGAAGACUCAAUUAAACAUUCCUUACAAAAUGUGUGACUGACGACCUCUCUCAAGUAAUUGACUUUUUUGUAAAAAUGAGGACAUUACUUACUGACUAAAGGACGUUUACUUAAUGUAAUUCAGUUGUUAUUUUAAUAAAAGAAAAACAAACAGAUUACAGAAACGCAGAGUUAUUUAGAAUUUACAAUAUUGUCGGUUAUUAGAUCUCGUUGUAAAGCUCGACCAUGUGGAAGCUUUUUAUAAGAUUCAAAAAUUGAAAUCAUUUUUCAUCGUGUUUUACAGAUCGUGCUGUCAAAAGGCGAAAGAGGUAAAUAAGACUUGUAAUUUAUGUUAACAAAUCAUUUUAUUGUUAACAAACAAGAAUACAACAUCAUUAGUCUUGGCCAAUUAAUGUCCAAUGCAUGGAGUGUGUCAAAAGGGGAAGGCAUCCUGACGUAUGGGGUUUGGUUCACGGGAAAGGAAGGUGACAGGCAGUUAAUUUGGUGUCCAGUAGAUCUAUACAAAUUGAUGUUUUUAAAUACAUAUAUUUCAGCAAGGAACCUACUUAAACUAAGGUCCUUUUCUUAAAUUUCAUUAGAGUGUCAACAAGCUCUGGGAAUGGAGAAUGGUGCAAUUGCCGAUGGUCAAAUUACUGCGUCUACAAUUUGGGACAGUUAUUUUGUAGCCCAUACAGCCAGGCUACACCUUAAGCCAUUUUUAUCGUCAUCUAGAAUAGGCGCAUGGGUUGCGGGCACAAACUAUGGCGAUUUAAGUCCGUGGCUCCAGGUUGAUCUGGGUGUUCAGUUUAACAUCACACGCGUAGCAACUCAAGGAAGACAGGAAUACCCUCAAUGGGUUACUAGCUACAAUCUCCAAAAAAGUGACGAUGGAGUCACGUUUGACUACUACAUGGACCAGCAAGGACAAAGAAAGGUUCGAUUCUUAAAUAUUGAUAAAAUAAUGCUUAAGAAACAAUUUUUUUCUAAAAAUUCUCAUUACUAACGACGACUUAAUUAAUUGAAUUAGAAAAAAGAUAUUUUUUAUUUGUGGAGAUAACAGAGAGAUUUAGAAUGACAUUUACUGCAAGCGAGAGUAAGAUUCAAGUUGUCAAUUUCUCAAAUUUAGCAAUGAGAAGGUAAAAGCUAUCCAAAAUCAUUAUUUGAUGAACCUGGCAUGGUACUCUUACUUUUUCUGAGUUGAUAUAACCAGUAAUAAAAGAAAAAGGAAAGGGGAAACUUAGUCACUUGAUACAAAUUUUCGUCUGCCGUUUGCCCUAAACGAGAUUUUAAAUCCCUCCGUUACCACAAUCCGUACCCCUGAUUCUACCCAUAACGAUAUCAGGCUGAAGAUGAGGUGAGAAACAGUUUGAUUUAUGUCCAUUUCAGGAAUUUAGCGGGAACUCAGAUAAAAACUCAGUUAUUUGGCAUAGACUUGACCCAUCUAUUUUGGCGCGUUACAUCCGUUUUCUCCCAUUGUCUUGGCAUGGUGAUAUAGCCCUGAGGGUGGAGCUUUAUGGCAUAACAGAAGGUAUGUAGAGGCUUCUGUCUUCAAAUAAAAGCCGGGCUGAGACCUUCGACUGACUGAGGCUAUAGUCGCACUAUGCCGGAUAGCUUUUGCGCAUGCUCGAAACUUAUACCAGAUACUAGGGCUUCUGUUCACACGUAUGAACGGCGAUUUCAGCGCAAUUUCGGCCAGACUGCAAAACAGUCGGUAUUUUCUCAAGAUCAGUAAAGAAAUCAGGAAAACGUGGCGUAAGCGUCUUACGGGCGUGAAGCGUCUCUCCCCAGUCUCGCUCUCUGUUUUCAGCCUCGUUCCAGACCUUUUGUUUGACUGCUCGCGCGUCUUGAAUACGCAAAAGUAUGGACUGUUUUGUAGUCUAAAUUUUGGGCGUAAUUUCUGUAAAGAAUUUUUGAGUGUGCCGCGCCGAUCUCUAAAUAGGUUGGGGAGUCAAAAAUAGGUGUUCAUAUUAUACUGGAUAGUUGUCAGCACAAAAAUGUGUCCGGUAUACUGAGUGUGAACAUAGAUAGCCUUAAUAACUGCCAAUUUGAUUAGCUAUGUGUCUUUUUUGUCUUGUCAUAAAUCCAGUCAGUGAGGGUAAUAUUCUUCUUUGUUCACUUGAGGAAUUUGUCCAUAAGACAUCUGUCUUGCUUCACUAGACUGUAGAUAUAGCUGAAUAUAUAAGAGCGCAUUCAGGAGUCUACUUUUUUGGCACUGAGGCUUUUCGUACCGAAACUAAGCUAAUCGGUAUAGUAGUGUAAACAUUAGCCUAAGCAAUAAAAGAAAUCAUUAAUUUUUCAAAAUGUUUUGCAGUUUCUGAUUGCCUACAAUCCCGGUUUAUUGUUUAUAAACAGCCUGCGCCUACCAUAUUUGGAAGAUGCACGUAAUAACCCAGCGAUUCAAUUUUAAAUUUCUAGCAGCUUUGUUUCCAGGCACUACCGUUAUGAAGAUCUUUCUGUUUAUGCCUGAGUAAACUAAAAAAUGCGAAACAAAUUCCAGAAUGAAAUUCCAGAAUGCACUAAAAGGCAAAUGUUUGAAUACAACUAGAAGAAUGCAAGGUUGUUAAGAACUUAGAAAUAUUAUAAAUAAAUAAUAAAACAAUUAUUGCAUACGGCUUUCGUAUAAUGCGAAGCAUUCGGUUGGGCGGAAACAUGUUCACGUCAUACUCCGCCUCAUUCAAUAAUUGUUAAUUAACUUCACCAUGAAGGGGUCGUUUCUACUUAAAUAUACUUGAGGAAAUGAAGAUAAAAAGGACGUUCUCUAUCAGUCACGUGCAUUAAAAAAUCUUUCAGCGCUCAAAACUUUUUCUACUUAUCAUGGGUAUUGCUUUGCAUUCUAAUCGUUUAGAUGGAGAAUCGAGUCUUGGAAUGGAAACUGGUGCAAUUCCCGACGGACAAAUAACGGCUUCUUCCUAUUGGGGCCAAUACCACGAGCCCUAUUUAGCCAGACUGCACCUUCAAGAAGCUUGGAGCCAGUUCCUUGGCUCCUGGGCGGCAGGCUCGAAUGAUGUCAAUCAGUGGCUUCAAAUUGAUCUAAGUAUCGAACAUAACAUAACUCGUGUCGCAACACAGGGAAGGCAGGAUGCAAAUCAAUGGGUUACCAAGUACAAUUUGCAUUACAGUGCUAAUGGAGUUACAUUUCAAUACUAUACGGACCAGUAUGGACUCACAAAGGUAGCAUUGCGUUCUUUCUUAUCACUUCUAGCCAGAGUUCUUAAAGACAAAUUGUCAGUGUCAGAAGUCCUCUGAUCUGGUAAAAUAGACGAAUUUGAAAUUCCUUUUCAGUUGCAAUUGAUCUAUUUACCGCUCCAGAUGCCACAAACAGAUGCACAGAGACGUCAAAUUAUAAUCCUGUUUGGACAACGUUUAAACUACCCAGCAGAGCAGAAACUUAGGAUCGGUUAUUUAAACGAAGUCUACUUUUCACGGUGGUUUAUUAGGAAAUAUUUGAAAGGGUGGAUUCAACCCCCCCUUUUUUUUUUUUUGAUAUUUUGUACUUAUGUUUAUAAAAAGGAUCUAUAUAGCUGGCAAGUGUGGAUUCGGCCAUUAGGCCUUUAAUUCUGACUUUUUUCGAUCAGCCACUGCUUUGAACCUCCAGAACUCUUCCUAAGUGGGUUAUGUUUAAUUACGAAUACAAAUGGUCUACGCCGAGUUCUAUCAUGAUAAUGUUCACAAUUUUAAACGGCGUUUCCAUAAAAGAGUCAGUUCGGCAAACUGAAAAUGUUUUAGAACGCCGUUUUGUUUAACACUAGCUAAACUCCGUUUAAAUAACUCAGGCCCUAAUAUUGUUUAAUUAAUUGCAGUGGUCUCAUAAAACAAAAGAAAAAAAGAAAAAGAAAGAAAAGUAAAAAUAAAUAAUUAAGUAGUUAUCCAAAUACCAUUGUAAUGAUGACUAUAAAGUACGUUUCUAGGAAUUUGCUGGAAACACGGAUAAGAAUACAGUGGUUUCUCAUGAGCUAAGCCCGCCAAUCACAGCACGGUUUAUCCGUUUUGGGCCCCUGGAAUGGUAUAACCACAUUUCCAUGAGGGUGGAACUUUAUGGAUGUACUCAAGGUAUCGAUCUGCUUUAACCCUUUAAACCCUUUAAACCAUGAUAUCAAAUCACUUGCUGUCCCUAUACUUUUUCAAUACAAGUAGUAGGGAGAAUUUGAAUGUUGAAAUAUCAAUAAGACUCCUCUUCCCUGAUCAUGUACUCAUUUCUCUUGACCACUCUGUUUUCUAAGGCAUUGAUAUUAUAAGGAGAGAGGUCAGCAACAGAUCAGCAAUCCCUUGAAAUGUCUGCAAAAUGUUUCUCAGGCAUCACUUAGUUCCUCUGUACCAGCGAAUAAAUUCACAACCUUCCCACUCUCCCUCGACCAUACGCUAACUUACUCAGGCCGUAAAACAAAAGUAAAUAACAUCCUUCCGCUAUAGGGCUCCAAAACGAAUUUUCUUCCCACAUUUCUGCCUUCCUGGUUAAGUCAAAAUAAAGCCUCUUAAGGAAAAAAAAUGAUUAUUCCGUGGAAUGAGCACGAUUAUUUGCCAAAAAUGUUAUUUUGAGAAAAUUGUUCAUUAACCAUUCUUUGUAAGAUUUCUAAGAAAAUGAUUGACAGACGAUUGCUAUGGUGACGAGAUCUGACGUGCAUUUAAAUGUAGGCAUUAGAAAGAAUUCAUAGGCAGGAACUUCCUUGUCUGCUUACAAUCUUAGAUUGUCAACAACCUCUUGGUGUUGCAAACGGUGCUUUAACAGAGCUACAAAUUUCUGCAUCAACGGAAUGGGACUUCGAUCACUCAGCUAACAUUGGCAGACUGUUUAAAACCUUUCGUGCUGGAGCAUGGUCGGCAGGAAUAAAUGAUGGUAAUCAAUGGAUACAGUUGGAUUUGGGCAGACGGCGUAUAAAAGUAACACGUGUUGCAACACAAGGAAGGUAUAAUGGACAGUCGGUAACCACGUAUAAGCUACAGUACAGUGAAAAUACAGUCAACUUUUAUUAUUACAAGGAGCAAGGACAAACAUCAGACAAGGUCGGUGAUAAUUCGAACCCUACUAAAUUUCUGAACUCAAAAGGUAGUGCUUUUUUAAUCCUAUCAAUCUUAAUGUUUCGAAACUAAAGUGGCCCUAUGUUGUUUUAAUGUAAUCACAUGGUUGACCAAGGAGAAGUAGUUUUGAGCUGUGUUCUUCUCUUUUAAUUUUUUCUCCCUUUUUACACUGACUGAUGUAGGUUUUCUCUGGAAAUAGUGACUCCAAUACAGUAGUUUACCACGGGCUAAAUCCUCCGAUUUGGGCACGUUACAUUCGCUUUCGACCAGUGACGUGGAAUUAUCAUAUAUCGAUCAGGGUGGAACUGUACGGCUGUGAACUAGGCAAGUGGCAAAAUUCCUUUCGAUUUACGAAUAAAUUACACGUAGAGUCCGAUUCUUGUUGUUAUUAUUUUUUGUUUGCUAGUGUUUUUUCUUAAAGACACAUCCAUAGAAAAAAAAUUGAAGAUUCAUAUAUGCUCGUUGUAAAUAAUUGUCUUUUUUUUUAGCGGCAAAGUCAUUUUGGGGAAAGUUUGGUAAUCCUGCUGUGUGUUUUUUACUUGAGAGACUCAGCUUCGUAUGUAUACUUCAUACACAUGGGGUAGUUUUGGCUAAGCCCCGGAUUUCUUGUCCUCUGUAGUGUUGUAUACUUUUCAAAAAAACCUUGAAUCGUCGGGAAUUUUUUAUAAUUUUCAGUAGUCUCAAUAAGUUUGAUGUAAUUGGGUUUUAAUUUUCAAAGCAUAUAAGAAAAAACAAAAAGCAAACUGCAGUGAUAAACAUGAUGAUAUAUAUAUUAAAUGCAUUUCUGGAGAGAAAGAAGACUUAAACUUGACGUUUCGUAUGUUCCAACAUACAUCUUCAGAAGUAAUAAACUGUUGAAUUAACAUAAAAUAAAAAGAAGCAAAAGAUAACAUACCACGAAAAUUUGCAGAUAAAAGAAAACGUAUGCAAAUUACAGCAGUUAAGGUUUUUUUCCUGCUGUUAAACCAUUUUUAAUGAUCAUUGUAACUUGGAAUGUUUCCUUAGCUGAAAUUGUUUUUUUGGUAUUGCCAAUUAGGUCAUGUUACUCUUUGUAUCAGUCGUAAGCAACUGCCGAUAUUUACGUAAUUAUGAUAACUGUUAAAGGUGUUGUUUAUGACAUUAUUGUUUCUUCAGAAUGCCAAGAUGCUCUUGGCAUGGAAAACGGCUUAAUUUCUGACGCACAACUUAGCGCUUCCUCUCAAUGGAAUGAUUUGGAAGGCGCCCACCGUGGUAGGUUGCAUCUUACAGAAGUAUGGAAUCCACUUCACGAAUCAGGAGGUUGGGUAUCCAAAUUAAAUGACGUGAAUCAGUGGCUCCAGAUUGAUGUCUUGGGUCUCACCAGGAAUUACGUCAGAGUGACACGUGUCUCAACUCAAGGAAGAGAAAGCACUAGUUAUGGCCAACUAUAUGUCAAAACAUACAAGCUGCAGUACAGUAACGAUGGAGUAAAUUUUCAGUACUAUAAAGAAAGUGGUAGUACUAAUGCCAAGGUAACGAGACAUUUUACUGUGGAAAGUGAGGACAGUGCCAUUACUAUUUUGCAUAAAAGUUUUCAUUUUUAUCUAAAAUUUUGCGCAAUUGCUACGAAAGGAUAUUCAUAUUUAGAGUAAGGGUUGCAGUACAGUUUUCGUAAGAAAAGCCUGUGGCAUUUGCAACACACGACAAAAAUGCUUGCACUUCCACAUACCCUUCUACCUCAACUGACGGCAGAGCGACUAGUUCAAAAAAGGCUGUUUAGAUCUUUAACAACUUUAUAGCAGAAGGGGCAAACGUCUGAAAAUCAAGGCUCGGACUUAAUCAGUACACACCCGACAGUAGAAUCUUCUAGAAUGUUUCAUGGACUAUCUCUUUGUAACUUUUAAUUUUCUACAAUUACCACGCAAACUUCGAGUACUGAGAGAAUUGUGCAACCAUUCGUUGUCUUGUACCAAGUGGGGCUUGUGUCUGAUGGUUAACCAUUUUUCAUAUCUUUUUUUUUUUUCAGGAAUUUGAUGGAAACAUUGAUCAUUACAGAGUGGUUCAUCACGAUCUAAAUCCAUCAAUUACUGAACGCUAUAUCCGAUUUCGGCCACUGACUUGGAAUGUUCACAUAUCAAUGAGAGUAGAGAUCUAUGGAUGCACUCAAGGUAACUUCUAG